Molecule: messenger RNA, 801 nt
Organism: Pangasianodon hypophthalmus (striped catfish)
Lineage: Eukaryota; Metazoa; Chordata; Actinopteri; Siluriformes; Pangasiidae
Gene: fabp4b
Product: fatty acid binding protein 4b
Exons: 4
Coding region: 141-542 (133 amino acids)
Biological process (GO): fatty acid transport
Cellular component (GO): nucleus; cytosol
Molecular function (GO): fatty acid binding
Source: RefSeq, a predicted model, not a curated record
AGUGGCCUGCUUACGCUGCACAUGCCUCUCUCUUUAAUUCCUCUAAUAUAUGCUCCCCAGUGUUCAAAUCAGCAUUAGAAUUUUACAUUAGAGAACACCACACAGUCUUGUUUCACUCAUAUUUAUAAAGCACUGUGAAAAUGGACCAGUUCCAGGGUACAUGGAAAUUAACUGCAAGUGAGAAUUUUGAUGAAUACAUGAAGGCCAUAGGUGUUAGUUUUGCGUCCAGGCAAAUCGCUAAUUUGGCCAAGCCAACUCUGUUAUUCAGCAUGGAUGAUCAGGGGCUCAUAUCGAUGAAAACCACAACUACUUUCAAGACAGUGGAAAUAAAAUUCCGGUUGGAUGAGGAAUUUGUCGAGAUCACCGCAGAUGACAGGCAGGCAAAGACUGUUAUGGGACUGGUGGAUGGUAAACUCAUUCAAACACAGACCUGGGAAGGCAAGAGCACAACGAUUGAAAGAGAAGUUCAGGGUGGGAAAUUGAUAGCGAAAUGCAUCAUGGAUGACGUGGUAUGUACGAGGACGUAUGAGAAAGAUCAGUGACCCACUUUUACAGACCUGCUGAAAAGACAAUACCUGUAUCCUAAAUGGCUACAUAAUCCAAAUUAAUGUACACAUUAAAUAUGAUAUAACAGCUUCUACGCCCCAUGCAGUGCCCUCACUGUCCAGGAGGGAGCGGAAGUGGAUUUCAGUGAAACAUCCAGCUUUCAAGAGCUCAUUUUUUUAAAUGUUGUCUAUUAAAACUCAUUGAUCUAAUUGUUAUAAAACCAAGCAAGAUGUCAAUAAAAUUGAAUAAACUAUG